Chenopodium quinoa (quinoa) is the source of this 2368-nucleotide messenger RNA. Its product is annotated as protein NRT1/ PTR FAMILY 7.3-like. Gene Ontology annotation, cellular component: membrane. The coding region runs from base 16 to 2025 and encodes 669 amino acids. The transcript is spliced from 5 exons. Gene Ontology annotation, molecular function: transmembrane transporter activity. Lineage: Eukaryota; Viridiplantae; Streptophyta; Magnoliopsida; Caryophyllales; Amaranthaceae. Gene Ontology annotation, biological process: transmembrane transport. The record is from RefSeq and is a predicted model, not a curated record.
UGGGUGAAUUUGGGCAUGUGGGUCUCUUCCAUUAUUCUUACUUUAAUUUUCUUAAAGCUAAAAUCUCUACCGUUCAUUUCUUCUAUAUAUAUGGAUAUUCUCAUGCCUCCUAUUAAUUGUAAUCCGAAGUACCAUCUUCUAUUAUAUAUAUCCUUCUUAGCUUCCUUCAACUUACUCUUCAUCAAUCUUCUCAUUCUCAAAGACCUACCUCAUCAUUCUUUAUCAAUGGCUAUUGGUGGGGUGACCAAGAAGAAAACAAUGAAGAAAGAGCAAGAUGAUGUGUACACAAUGGAUGGAACAGUAGACUGCAGAGGCCAUCCUGCCAACCGCCAAGAGACUGGAAAAUGGUUUGCAAGCAAUAUUAUUCUUGUAAAUCAAGGAUUGGCUACCUUGGCAUUUUUCGGUGUUGGAGUGAACUUGGUACUAUUCUUGACAAGAGUGCUUGGGGAAAACAAUGCUGAUGCUGCAAACGCUGUCAGCAAAUGGACUGGAACCGUCUACAUCUUCUCCCUUGUUGGUGCCUUCCUUAGUGAUGCAUACUGGGGAAGAUUCAAGACUUGUGCAAUCUUUCAGAUAAUAUUCGUCAUGGGUUUGGCUUCGCUUUCUUUAUCCACAUAUCUGUUCCUGCUGAGACCAAAAGGUUGUGGAGAUAGAAUCACUCCAUGUGGGAAACACUCAAACAUGGAGAAGGGACUGUUUUACCUCUCUAUUUACCUUGUGGCCUUGGGAUAUGGAGGAUAUCAACCGAACAUAGCAACAUUUGGGGCAGAUCAGUUUGAUGAAGACUAUCAGAAGGAAUCACACGCAAAGGUGGCUUUUUUCAGCUACUUCUACCUAGCAAUGAAUCUUGGCUCACUCUUCUCCAACACUUUAUUGGGAUACUUUGAAGAUGAAGGGAUGUGGGCUCUAGGAUUCUGGGCAUCAGCUGCCUCUGCCUUUCUGGCACUCGUUUUAUUCCUUGCCAGAACACCAAAAUACCGACAUUUCAAGGCCACAGGCAACCCCCUUUCAAGGCUAAGCCAAGUUCUUAUUGCUGCAAUCAGGAAAUGGAGGACUGAUAUGCCAGAAGGAGAGGGACUGUACGAAGCAGAAGAAAAGGAAUGUUCCACAGAAGGAAGCAGAAAGCUGCUCCAUAGUGAAGGUUUCAAAUUCUUAGACAAAGCAGCAUAUAUUAAAUCUGGGGAUUUCUACAACCAGGAGCAAGGUCUUCGAAACCCAUGGCGUCUUUGCCCCAUAACACAAGUUGAGGAAGUGAAGUGCAUAUUAAGACUACUUCCCAUAUGGUUGUGCACCAUAAUCUACUCAGUAGUGUUUACUCAAAUGGCAUCACUUUUCGUUGAGCAGGGUGCUGCUAUGAAAACUACUGUCUCAAACUUUAGAAUCCCAGCUGCAAGCAUGUCCAGCUUCGACAUUCUCAGUGUUGUAGUUUUCGUUUUCUUCUAUAGAAGAGUUCUUGAUCCACUAAUGAGCAGAUUGAGGAAGACAGAGUCUGGUGGCCUAACCGAGUUGCACAGAAUGGGUAUUGGUCUAAUUAUAGCAGUAAUGGCAAUGGUCUCAGCAGGAAUUGUGGAAUGUUAUAGACUCAAAUAUGCCAUAAAGGAUUGCCCUCAUUGUAAGGCACCAAACCCUAGCACACUGAGCAUUUUCUGGCAAAUUCCACAGUAUGUGUUCAUCGGAGCAUCUGAAGUUUUCAUGUAUGUUGGUCAACUGGAGUUUUUCAAUGCCCAAGCACCUGAUGGACUAAAGAGUUUCGGAAGUGCUCUGUGUAUGACAUCGAUCUCAUUGGGAAACUAUGUGAGCAGCUUAAUCGUCUCAAUAGUUAUGAAAAUCUCAACAGAGGAUCAUAUGCCGGGGUGGAUACCAGGGAAUCUCAACAAGGGUCAUUUAGACAGGUUUUACUUCCUAUUAGCAGCUCUCACAACAAUAGACUUUGUUGUCUAUAUCUUAUGUGCAAGAUCUUACAAACGCAUCAAGAUGGAAGGAAAAUCUGGCGAAGAACAUGGUCAAAUCAGUUAUGAUGUUUGAUGUCUUCAACAAGGUUUGCAUAGUAAGGCCUUUAUGCUUUGCUUGAAUAAGAGGUAGUGUCCAUACACCUUGAAGAUGAUUUCUAGGGGAUGAGAGAGGGGAAGAUCAUUUGACGAAAGUAACAGGAACAUUAGAACUUGUCACUCGUACCUAUGAAUGAUUGAACGAUAACAUUGAAUCACUGUAUUCUCCUAAAGAGCCAGGAUUGAGCAACAAGUUCAAGGGAAUUGCUGUUUUAGCUCUUUCAACUGAAUGCUCAUCUGUGGGCUCUAAUUGUAGGGACUGAGCUAUGUAUUUCAAUUGUACUAAUCAAUUGUGCUAAUAGACGGCCCGUUUUCUAAUG